Penicillium waksmanii is the source of this 756-nucleotide messenger RNA. RefSeq names its product alpha/beta hydrolase. Bases 1 to 756 code for a protein of 251 amino acids. Lineage: Eukaryota; Fungi; Ascomycota; Eurotiomycetes; Eurotiales; Aspergillaceae. The transcript has a single exon. The record is from RefSeq and is a predicted model, not a curated record.
AUGGUAAACCAUAAGCCCACCGCAGUCCUCAUUAUACACGGUGGCUAUUUUCUUCCUGCAGCUUGGGAUGUCUUUGGGGAUCAACUCCGCCAGGCAGGGUUCAUCGUAAAGUGCCCACGUCUACCAUCUUGCGGUGACAAGCGCCCGCCAACUGCCACCAUGAAUGAUGAUAUCAUAGCAGUCCGUGAGGCGGUCCAGGAGCUCAUUAAUACGAAUAAUUCAAUUCUUGUCUUGGCUCACUCCUACGGCGGAAUGGUUGCAUCAGAGGCGAUCGGCCCCGAUCUAUACGCCAACAAUGGGAAAGGUACUGUCGGAUUAAUUUUCCUCAGUGCAUGGCUUGUUCAGCCAGGCGAUACUCUGUCCGAUGUUAUUGGAAAAUACGGCUUUCAAUGCAAGGUGGACCUGAGCGAUAAUGGAGACGGCACUUUCUUCGCAAAGAAUGCUCCUGAGUCUUUCUACAACGACAUUGAAUCUACCGAAGCCAAAGAUUUAGCUACCAAGAACGUCACCCACAAUUUGUUCGCGGCAUCAGGCAAGAUUUCAGGUGCACCUUGGAAGGAUCUGCCCACAACGUACAUUCAUUGCGCCCAGGACAUGGCGAUCAUGUUGCCACUACAGCAGAGUAUGGUUCAAGAUGCUGUGAACAUGGGUGGAAAGCUGGUCACCAAGACUAUUGAGUCAGGUCAUUGUCCUUUCUUGAGUCAACCUGAGGCUCUCCUUAGAAUUGUGGAAGAGGCUGUCACGAAUCUGGCAUGA